CGCCUACUCCACGACGCGCAACAUUUAGAUAUUAUCAAUAUCACCGCUCGCCCUGUUGGUACCUUCCAAGAUCUCGUCUAAACUCUGCAUGGUGAUCGCCCUCAACAAGCCGUAAUUGUGCUGACCGACGCGCAUCCAGCAACGCGGCACCAUCGUGACCCGUCAUGUUCGAGCUGUACCUCCUCACCUUCAAUGCUGCCCGGAACCUGGUCGACCCGCAGUCUCUCGCGCCUUCCUUGUUCGAUGCUCUUCCUAAAGACACCCCUCUGCCUGACAUCGUCGCCAUCUCGCUGCAGGAAAUCGCACCCAUCGCCUACUCGUUCCUCGGAGGAUCUUAUCUGAAGCCUUACUUUGACCGCGUGACGACCACUGUCCAGCUUGCCGCAGACCUCCGCAGCAAUGGCAGCGAACCGCUCCAACACAUUGCGACGCGCAGCCUGGGCAUGACCGCCCUGAUGCUCUUCGCGAAACCCCACGUCACACAGAGGAUACAAUGGAUACAAUCGGCAGGCGCCGGUGUCGGCUUCUCCAACAUGGGAAACAAGGGCGCAGUAGCCAUGCGCGUUGGCCUGUCCUGCCCAGGCUCCGAUGACACGCUGGAUCUGACUUUCGCCGCUGCUCAUCUCGCGCCUAUGGAGAGCAAUGUGGAUGCAAGGAACAAAGACUGGGAAAAUCUGGUCCGGAACUUGGUCUUCGUCAACAGCGACGACUCCCCAUACAGUUCGAGCGAAGAGAGGCCGCUGCUUGACUCCUCGUCCGAGACCCCAGCCGACCACAACGGCCUCUUCACACCUGGCAACCACGUCUUCUUCUACGGAGAUCUCAACUACCGCACGCACGAUACCCCGCCAGAUGAAGGAGCGCAUGAAUCCUAUCCUCAGCCCACCGCGUCCGAGUCUUCGCCACAGCAUUACUCGCAAUUGCUGAAGAAAGACCAGCUGAUGAGAGAGAAGGACGCCAAACGCACGCUACAUGGUUUCCAGGAACUGCCUAUCGAUUUCCCACCUACAUACAAGUACGCCACUCCACACGGCAAGAAUACAGGAGACAAUGAUUCGUGGGAAUGGUCCAAGCACCGAUAUCCCUCGUGGUGUGAUCGUAUUCUCUAUCUUCCGUCUGGAUCUGCAUCAGACCUAGAACCCCAGAUUUACACUGCUUUACCGGUACAGCCGACAUCGGAUCAUCGACCGGUAGCUCUCUCGGUUCGCGUUGACGAGAAGCCUAUCAAGCUGGACGUGAAUGAUGUUCUGUCCCGGCCACCCUUCGAGAUCAACCCACAGUGGAAAGCCAGAAGGGACGCCGCUCGACGAUGGGAGCUUAUUGUAGGCGUCAUGUCCUAUCUCGCCCUGACCGGGAAGGGCCGAAUCAUUCUCAUCACUUUCGUGGGUGUGGCUAUGGGCAGUUUGUUCCUAGCUGGGUCACUAACCAGGUGAUCUUGGCGACAGCCCAAGUCACAUAGCUCCUGCUACAAUUGAUUCAUUCCUAUCCCGUAGUGGUUCCAGCUCCAAUUCCACUGCUCUUUGAGAUGCUUAAUCGACGCUCCCGCCGGCAUGCCUGUGGCUUGCACCUCUUCUAGAAAUUCGAUCAUCUCGCAUCGAACUUGCUCAUCCUGCAGUACGGUGCCAAACUUGUGUAUUGUAUAAGCGGCUUUCCAUUGCGUAGAAAUACAGUGCGUAUUGCACCGAGCAAUAGCUAUCAUUUCUCUCAACCCUCUCAGCACUUCAUCGUGUGCAGAAUCUGCGAUGAUUAUCCCACGUGCGUCUUGCGUGUUUAUCCUAGGGUUAUUGACUGCAAGUGCGAUGCGGCAUAUCCGCAGGUGUUGGUUCGCAUCCGCUGUAGGCACGUCAGCAAGCAAUUCGCAGGCUAGUGAUUACUUUGACUCACCGUGACAAGCACUCGAGA
This is a messenger RNA of Alternaria alternata, 1902 nucleotides long. RefSeq names its product DNase I-like protein. Gene Ontology annotation, biological process: phosphatidylinositol dephosphorylation. NCBI's taxonomy places the organism in Eukaryota, Fungi, Ascomycota, Dothideomycetes, Pleosporales, Pleosporaceae. The record is from RefSeq and is a predicted model, not a curated record. The transcript has a single exon. The coding region runs from base 165 to 1433 and encodes 422 amino acids. Gene Ontology annotation, molecular function: phosphatidylinositol-4,5-bisphosphate 5-phosphatase activity.